This is a messenger RNA of Microplitis mediator, 1514 nucleotides long. Its product is annotated as E3 ubiquitin-protein ligase TM129. The record is from RefSeq and is a predicted model, not a curated record. Gene Ontology annotation, cellular component: membrane; endoplasmic reticulum. Lineage: Eukaryota; Metazoa; Arthropoda; Insecta; Hymenoptera; Braconidae. The transcript has 6 exons. Gene Ontology annotation, biological process: protein ubiquitination. Gene Ontology annotation, molecular function: ubiquitin protein ligase activity. Bases 269 to 1429 code for a protein of 386 amino acids.
AAGCAGUUUUGUUUAUAAUAAAUAAUAAUAAAAAUAAAAUAACCAACUUCUAAAAAAAAUUGUUUUCGUUUCUAAUAAAAAGACAGUUUUUUAAAAUAGUUAUGACGUUAUACAAAAUAAUAAACAUAAAACUAUAUUUUUAUCCACGUACACAUUUUUAAAUAGUGAAAAAAAAAUAACCAUACUUCAAAGUUUUAAUCUAAAAAAAAAUUUGAACAGAACUGUAUAAUUGAAAUUGUUAUCAUUAUUGUUUUCCAAAAAAAAUAAAAUGUCUAAUGCUAUAGCAUAUACUAUUUUUUAUGGACUAUUUGUCGCUGGUAUUGUUUACCCACCCCGAGAAUUCGUGUCCGCAGGAUUUACUAUUUCCGAAAUAUUUUCUUCCUGGUUGGGCAAUGAAUCCGCAGCAUUUGUGCAGUAUCAUAUUAAAAGAAGUAUAGUAACUCUUCUUAUCCAUUCAUUGCUUCCCUUCAUUUACAUAAUCGGAUUGACAUUACUGGGUCAUGUUGAUGCUGUGCAAUUAUUUAUUGGAACUGAGCACUCAUUAUGGAUGACAUUGUCACUCUGUGCACUAGUUGGUCCAAUUUACACGCUUGCUAAAGUAAUCGGAUGGUCGACGAAUAAUUGGUCCCAACACCCGAUAGCUAAAAAUUUGUCUAUUUAUUGUGAUGAUGAAAACAAAUCAUGGAUCGAUAUCGCUUCUAAUGUCAAUAUGGAAUUCCAAAGUUUGACGAAAUUACAAAUCGCAACGAACACAGUUACCAAAGUUGUUGUAACGGACAGUUGGAUCAUUCAAGUCUCGUCUUAUAAAUUAGAAAUAGCUAAGCAGUCUAAUUCUAAAUUAGUAUGUUUUAAAGUAAAUACAUACACAUCCCCGUCAGCUACCAUUGAAGACAUUGGAUCAACUUAUGUUAAAUAUCGGGUCUGUACGACACAACAAGGCGGAAAAAAUUUCACUAUACGACUAAAUUAUAAUGACAUUGAAAACUUUACAGGAAAAGUUACGAUGCAAAUAGUUACGAUGCCGAAAUGUGAAUUUCCCAAGAGAUUGAAAGAACUAUGCAUCGAUUGGAUAAAAGAAGAAGUUAUGAAAAAUCCAAUUUAUUUUACUAAUCUAGAGCUAGAAAAAUGUGCAGUAUGUAUUAAUGUAACAUCGGAUGUUAAAUUAGUAAAACGUUGCCCGGAAAUCCCAACAUUGGACAAUAAUCCAGCAUGUCAAUCAUGCAAUUGUCCUCCAAGAUUAUGCGUUGACUGCUUAGUAAAAUGGUUCAUAACAACAUCAGUCGAUUUAACGAAACCCAUUGAAAAUUUGAUGCAAAUAAAAAGUAGCUGUCCUCAGUGCCGUUCAACAUUUUGCCUUACAGAUGUGAGUUACGUCGCGUAUGAUCCAUUUUAUAACGACAAAAAUUCUUCCACAGACAAUAAAACUUGAUAUAAGUAUUGACAUAAUUACUGACUUGUGAUUUAUAUUUUAAUUAAUUAAAGUUAUAUUUUUGAAUAAAGAUAAGUUUUUUAAA